Messenger RNA from Limulus polyphemus (Atlantic horseshoe crab), 723 nucleotides. RefSeq names its product glycine-rich protein 23-like. The record is from RefSeq and is a predicted model, not a curated record. Bases 1 to 723 code for a protein of 240 amino acids. The transcript has 2 exons. NCBI's taxonomy places the organism in Eukaryota, Metazoa, Arthropoda, Merostomata, Xiphosura, Limulidae.
AUGGUUGCUCAAAAGGUGAUCCUUGUGUUUUCUCUCUGUCUUCUGGUAUUGACAGUUUGGGCUGAUGAAAGUAAAGAGACAGUAGAUACCGAAGAUCUUAAAGCCAAAGCUACAGGCUAUGGUGGAUAUGGAGGCGGUGGAAUCGGUUUGGGCGGAUAUGGAGGAGAUGGAUUCGGUUUAGGCGGAUAUGGAGGAGGUGGAUUCGGUUUAGGCGGAUAUGGUGGAGGAAUUGGGAAUGGGUAUGGUGGAGGUUUCGGAGGUGGGUAUGGUGGUGGAGUAGUAACACUUCUUGCUAUUCCAAUUAGUGUCGUUCGCGUUCGUUUAUUAGGAAUUGGUGGUUAUGGUGGAUUAGGUGGACUCGUUGGUUAUGGUGGAUUUGGUGGACUUAGUGAUUAUGGUGGAUUAGGUAGUCUCGGUGGUUAUGGUGGUUAUAGAGGAUUAGGUGGAGUCGGUGGUUAUGGUAGAUUUGGGGGACUUGGUGGUUAUGAUGGAUUAGGUAGUCUCGGUGGUUAUGGUGGAUUAGGUGGAGUCGGUGGUUAUGGUGGAUUAGGUAGAGUCGGUGGUUAUAGAAGAUUAGGUGGAGUCAGUGGUUAUGGUGGAUUUGGUGGACUUGGUGGUUAUAGAGGAUUUGGAGGACUCGGUGGUUUUAGAGGAUUUGGAGGACUCGGUGGUUAUGGUGGACAUGGCGGUUACAUUGGUAGAAGAUACUACAAGGGAUGGUGA